AUGCCCGCAGACUUUGGGACUCAGUCUGAAGCAUAUAAUGGUAUCUCGGGUCAAAUCAUCGGUGCUAUUUCACUAUUUGUGCCUCAUCCUAUUACCAGUGUGAAUGGCCCGAUGGAGGAAGAGGAUGAACGAAUCGCUGUCGAUCCGAUUCAACUAUCUCUAAAUGGUGACAGUUCAACAUUGACAGAUAUCGCUAAGGCCUUUGCCAGUGAUUCACGUCCCCGUUUGAUGCUAAUUGCUGGUAAAAAUACCAAGACCUCCCAGUCGACAGUAAUAGGGAUCUAUCUACCAUCAGCACUUUCGGAAGGAGUCUCUCUGCGUCUUUUUUUCGAGUUGCAGCCGAAAUUUCGUCUCCAUCGAUGGUCCAGCUACCACAAAGGACUGACAAGCAUGCUGGUCAGGGAUGGCUCUAAGGAUGUGAAGAGUCUAUUAUCUCGAGAGUCUAAUGCCAAUUCUCCUGGUGACCUUGAGUCCAAUGAGCCAUUUGGGAUUGGUGGUUCAGAAGGCGAAGAAACUUGCAUCAAAAUUGACCCAGUGAGAAAGCUAGCGUCUUCGGUGUGUCAUUCAACGGAAAGUCAAGUGGAAUAUAGCCACUUCGCUGUGCUCGGGAUUUCGGGUGGGGAGCAAGCCGUGCUUCCAGGACUUAUGAAUACGAGUACCACGUGGGCAAAAGGUAUUCCAGGGACUUUUCAGGGGGGUCCAAAAACCGGAGUAAAUCAAGGGAAUGAACUGAAAGCACGGAUUAUGGGAUUUGGCCCCGUUUGA
Molecule: messenger RNA, 765 nt
Organism: Penicillium cosmopolitanum
Lineage: Eukaryota; Fungi; Ascomycota; Eurotiomycetes; Eurotiales; Aspergillaceae
Exons: 1
Coding region: 1-765 (254 amino acids)
Source: RefSeq, a predicted model, not a curated record